This is a messenger RNA of Saprolegnia parasitica CBS 223.65, 1392 nucleotides long. RefSeq lists its product as hypothetical. The coding region runs from base 24 to 1361 and encodes 445 amino acids. Gene Ontology annotation, molecular function: metal ion binding. The transcript is spliced from 7 exons. Lineage: Eukaryota; Oomycota; Saprolegniomycetes; Saprolegniales; Saprolegniaceae. The record is from RefSeq and is a predicted model, not a curated record.
GCUGCAUUGGUUCCGACACUGUGAUGACGACCGACAACCGGGGCCCCGUUCUCUUCGUGCUCAUUGAUGGCCUCGCAGACUGGUCCAUCGAGAUGGACAAGUACCUCCCUGGCGCCGGCGUGGCAACGCCACUGGCAGCGGCGCGAACGCCAGCCAUGGACGCGAUCGCGGCUGGCGGCUUGAGCGGCCUCAUGGACCCUGUCGAGCCCGGCCUCGCGUGCGGCAGCGACACGGCGCACAUGUCCAUCUUUGGCUACGACCCGCAAAACAACUACCGCGGGCGCGGUGCCUUCGAGGCGAUGGGCGCCGGCCUCGACAUGGAGCCUGGCGACGUCGCGUUCAAGUGCAACUUUGCGACGCUCGACCCGACGACGAACGUCGUGACGCUGCGCCGCGUCGACCGGGAUUUCCACGAGUGGGGCAAGGACCUCUGCGACUUUGUCAAUACCAUCGAAGACCCUUGCGGCGUGCCGGGCGUGCGCGUAGUCUGCAAGCACGCGACCGAGCACCGAUGCGGCGUCGUCUUCAAGGGGCCCAAACUCACGGACAACAUCACGGGCACGGACCCGCUCAAGGACAAUUUGCCGCUGCAGGUGUCUGUUCCCGCCGGUGCCAACGAGAACGCAGCCUUCUCCGCCACGUGCUUGAACAACGCUUCGAACGCGAUCCACAAAGCCUUGUCGGCGCACCCGAUCAACGUCGAUCGCGUCGCGCGGGGUUUGCCGCCUGCCAACCUCAUCUUGCUCCGCGGUCCCGGCGAGCGCAUCAGCGUGCCGUCGUUUGAAAAGAAGCACGGUCUUCGGGCCUUUAUGAUCGCGCCGACCUGCAUCAUUGCGGGGUUGGGCAAGUCGCUUGACAUGGACGUCGUGCCGGUCGAGGGCGCGACGGGCGACUACCACACCAAUUUGCACGCCAAGGCCGAGAAGGCGCUAACGCUCUUCGCGUCCGGCAACUACGACUUUGGUUUUGUGCACGUCAAGGCCGUGGACGACGCUGGCCACGAUCGCAACGUCGCGACCAAGCUCAAGUUUAUCGAGCGCGCGGAUGCCAUGAUUGCCCAGCUCCUGCAUGGCCUUGCGGCCGCGUCGCCCACCGCAACAAUCGUGCUGACAGGCGACCACACGACGCCGGUGCUGUACGGCGACCACACGUUCGAGCCUGUUCCGCUGACAAUCGGCCGGGUGCACGCGGCGGCGGCCCACCUGCGUGGCGAGCCACUCGUGCACGACGCGCGUCUCCAAGACACGGUCUCGGCCUUCUCCGAGGUCGCGGCGGCGGGCGGUGGCCUCGGGCGCUUUGCCGGCGACCAGGUCAUGGAGAUCGUCAAGCAGUUCCGAGCGCUCAACGUGCCGAGCGUGUAAUCCCGUACUAGUACAAAACGUUUGGGCUGCC